Condylura cristata (star-nosed mole) is the source of this 2051-nucleotide messenger RNA. RefSeq names its product RAB7B, member RAS oncogene family (gene RAB7B). Gene Ontology annotation, biological process: endosome to lysosome transport; phagosome-lysosome fusion. The transcript has 6 exons. Lineage: Eukaryota; Metazoa; Chordata; Mammalia; Eulipotyphla; Talpidae. Gene Ontology annotation, cellular component: phagocytic vesicle; lysosome; late endosome. The record is from RefSeq and is a predicted model, not a curated record. The coding region runs from base 178 to 780 and encodes 200 amino acids. Gene Ontology annotation, molecular function: GTPase activity; GTP binding.
CAGAAGGAAGUGGCUUGGUGUCAACACACUCCUUUUUGCUCCCAAAGCCGUUUUCCUCUGGCCUGGUUGAGACUGUUGCUCCCAGAGGACAACCUCCCCCGCCCCCCAGACUGAGAGAGGACCCCCGCCCACCUCAGGGACACCAAGUGCUGAACAGCCACACGGCUUUGUCACUUUAUGAAUCCCCGGAAGAAGGUUGACCUGAAGCUCAUCAUCAUUGGCGCCCUGGGCGUCGGAAAGACCUCCCUGCUGCACCAGUAUGUGUACAAGACGUUUUAUGAGGACUACCAGACCACACUGGGGGCCAGCAUCCUCUCCAAAAUUAUCAUUUUGGAUGACACGACUUUGAAGUUACAGAUCUGGGACACAGGCGGACAGGAGCGCUUCCGUUCCAUGGUGUCCACGUUCUACAAAGGCUCUGACGGCUGCAUCCUGGUGUUUGAUGUCACCGACUCCGAGUCCUUUGAAGCCCUGGAUACCUGGCGGGGUGAUGUUCUGGCCAAAACCAUUCCCAUGGAGCAGUCCUACCCCAUGGUCGUGCUGGGGAACAAGAUUGAUGUAGCCGACCGGCAGGUGCCCCAAAAGGUAGCCCAAGGCUGGUGUAAAGAGAAAGAUAUCCCCUACUUUGAAGUCAGUGCCAAGAAUGACAUCAACGUGGUUCAAGCCUUCGAGAUGCUGGCCAGCCAGGCCCUGUCAAGGUAUCGCAGCAUCUUGGAGAAUUACCUCACAGACUCCAUCAAGCUCUCCCCGGAAGACCAGCCCCAGAGCAGAUGCUGCUAGAUGUCUGGACUCCCAGAGAUACCACCCCAUCACCCCCACCCCCUGCCCAUGCUCUGCCCGGGUGCCCCGUUCUGCAGCCAGAGCCUCGAUCCCCUUGUAUUGGCUGGACCCCGAGACCAAGGCCAGCCCUGCCUCAGGCUGAAAGAAGCAAGGUCGCCCCUGGGCCCUGGGGCCAGAAGACGUCAGGGCGCCACAGCCUGUCCUGGCCCUGGAAGGGUCCCAAGUCCCACUCUGGCUUGACACGCACCCUCCCCACAGACUUCCGCUCCCAAACACACAUCUCUGCAGAGACGCCCCUGUGUCUCCUGCUAGUGGGCAUCCUUGCCGCUCAGCACACCCCACUGAGCAACGCCCAGGCAUGGAUGCAUUUCAGCCCCCCUGCUGCUGGCAGGCUAGGGUCAGGUCUGAUACCCUGCGGGCCUGUCUCAACCCCUGGCUGCCCUGUCUGGUCCUGGGAUCCCCCUCAUCCCCUCUCCCAGACCCCCUCAUGCUGAGGAAAAAGCCACCGGAGAACUGCCCACCCUCCCGCGGGGAACUCUGGCGAUGCCUGGAACUCUGGGAGACUCUGCUGUCCAGUGGGAGUGUGGGGCUGAAGGCCCGGAAGCUCUUCCUCAGCCUCAGUUGCUUUGUUGAUCUGAAAAUAUUUAUUCCUUCAACCAGCAUUUUUGAGUGUCCACUAUAUGCGUCUCUGAGGUCCAGAGACAAGCAGGUCCUGGCCCCCUGGCCCCGACAUCUGGAGGGGCAGACACAGCACUUGCACAUAUAAGACAAGGGCUUAAGCAAAGGGAAACAGGGCAAUGGGGUGGAGGGGGGCAGGGAUCCGGUGGACACUGCCUCCGACCUCAUGGUCCUGGGGGGCUCCUCUGAGGAGAUCUGACCUGAGGCUGGGAAUGAGAAAGGCUGCCACCUGAGAGCUGGACGAGCGCAGCCCAGGGCAGGGAACAGCGAGGGCUGAGGCCCUAAGGGAGAACAAGCGUGCUGUGUUCCAGGAACACAGAAAGGACUUUACCUGAGAACACAAAGCAGCUGUCCCAGGUACAAGCAGAGGGAUCCGCCCCCGACGGCUCCCUGCACCUCUGAUGGAUGGCCACCAGGGGGCAGCAAUGCGCCUCCCCUGCCAGGCUGAGCAGAACCCUGGAAAGUGCCGCAUUUUCCUCCUCUGCAUUGAUGCCCAGAGCUAGUUGGGGGCCCUACUAGCGGCCAGGCUUUGAGUUAUGCGGAGCUGGAGGAUGCCAGCUUCUUUAGCCUAGCAAGCAAAAGAUGAAACUGCA